AUGGACCUCGCCAGCCUGAUCUCUCUGUUCCUCGCCACCACUUCCAACCCUUCCACGGUCGGAAGCAGGAAAUCCUUCCCCCUCCAUUCGACAACUCAUCUCACCACAACCGAACCCGUCGUCGACACAUCGACCCCGGCCGACCCGCGACUUGAUCGAACACACUCCCCAUUGCGGAGAUCAAUAGCCUCUCGCAACGUCCGAACGACUUCAAACCCUCCCACUGUCGAUUAA
Podospora pseudocomata is the source of this 234-nucleotide messenger RNA. RefSeq lists its product as uncharacterized. The coding region runs from base 1 to 234 and encodes 77 amino acids. NCBI's taxonomy places the organism in Eukaryota, Fungi, Ascomycota, Sordariomycetes, Sordariales, Podosporaceae. The record is from RefSeq and is a predicted model, not a curated record. The transcript is spliced from 3 exons.